AGAUCGGCGGGUGUAACAGGCCGUGCCAACGCCGCCGCGCGUCCUUCAAACGUUCCCUAUCGAUUCUCGCGAGCCGUAUAUUACAUCGCGACUCGCGCGGAGGCAUGCUAGUCGACGCUAUCACGUCGGUAUCAUCGUCAGUGCUAGUGCGGAUCGUGGAUCACCGUCGGAUCGGAUAGCGCGAGGAACCUGUGCAAAAAACGGGAAUGAGUCCACAAAGGUUAUUUACGCGACAAGUUUAAUAUCUAACAUAGGAUAUACAUCUAACGAACCUCGCGUGCGGGUUGUAUGUGUGCGCAAUAUAUCCAUUUCAUUUCCGAGAUGCAGAAAGUGCAAAAAGUGAGUGCAACUGCAAGCGUGAGCGGAUCUGCGGGGGCAGCGCCGACGACGGAGCGAGAUCGGGAGAGCGAGUCAUAUCUUACGGAUCGGAUGCACGCGAGCGGGCCUCCUAUUUUCGAAAUGUCGGACGACGACGAUGGGACAUGCUGCAACUCGCGGCAGAAUGGCAUCGUUCAGCCGCUGCUCACAGAUUUAUAUCAAAUCACUAUGGCUUACGCCUAUUGGAGCAAAAUGAAUGAUCACGCUGUAUUUGAUUUAUUCUUCCGUAAGAAUCCUUUUCAGGGAGAAUUCACGAUUUUUGCCGGGCUUGAGGAGUGCAUAAAAUUCUUGAAUAAAUUUCAUUAUUCUCCUAGUGAUAUCAAGUACCUGAAGUCGACUAUGCCUGCUACAGUAGACCAAAGAUUCUUUGAUUAUCUACAAAGUCUCACUGCAAGAAAUGUUACAAUAUACGCCAUAGAUGAGGGAUCGGUCGUAUUUCCAAGAGUUCCUUUGAUAAGAGUGGAAGGACCAUUAAUAAUGGUACAGCUCUUAGAAACAACUCUGUUAACAUUGGUCAACUAUGCAAGUCUAAUGGCGACCAACGCGGCACGAUAUCGCAUGGUAGCUGGGAAAAACAUAACGCUGCUUGAAUUUGGUCUUCGAAGAGCGCAAGGACCUGAUGGAGGAUUGAGUGCAUCUAAAUACAGCUAUGUUGGUGGAUUUGAUGGGACUAGUAAUGUCUUGGCUGGAAAGCUGUUCAAUAUACCUGUAUGUGGCACACAUGCACAUGCAUAUAUCACGUCUUUCACCAGCAUCAGCGAUCUGCAAGGGAAAACAUUGGCGCAUAAGCAAACGGGUGACAUUUUAGAUGUAUUAGAACUCGCUUGUAAGCAUCGCGAGGCUAUUGCCGACGAUUUGGGAGCUUUAGCUUCGCAGGCGUCUGAUGGAGAAUUAGCGGCUUUGAUUAGUUAUGCCGUCGCUUUCCCGGAAAGAUUCACUGCUCUUGUGGACACGUACGAUGUUAAGAGGAGCGGUCUGUUAAACUUCUGCGCGGUAGCGUUAGCUUUGAACGACUUGGGAUACAGAGCUGUCGGUAUCAGGAUUGACAGUGGUGAUUUAGCGUAUCUUAGUAAUGUGGCAAGAGAUAUUUUCGAGAAAAUUGCCAUCAAGUACGACAUAUCAUGGUUUGCAAAAUUAAUGAUUUGCGCAUCCAACGAUAUCAAUGAGGAGACUAUAAUAAGUUUGAACGAGCAGAGCCAUAAAAUUGAUUGUUUUGGGAUUGGAACGCAUCUCGUAACAUGCCAAAGACAACCGGCUCUGGGAUGUGUUUACAAAAUGGUAGAAAUUAAUAAUGAGCCGAGAAUCAAGCUGAGUCAAGAAGUUGGAAAGGUCACAAUACCUGGCAGAAAAGAUGCUUAUAGACUGUACGGGUCGGAUGGCUACGCAUUGAUAGAUCUUUUGCAGAUAACAACGGAAGAUCCACCGCAAGUAAUGCAGAAGGUUCUCUGUAGGCAUCCGUUUCAGCAAACAAAAAGGGCUAAUGUUACACCAUCCCGAGUGGAAUCUCUGCACAAGAUAUAUUGGAAAGACGGCAAAUUGUAUCAACCAUUACCUACUUUACAAGAGGUUCGCAAUAGAGUGCAAGAAUCUCUCAAUACAUUGCGUAACGAUCAUAAAAGAAAUUUGAAUCCAACACCAUAUAAGGUAGCUGUUAGUGAUACUUUAUAUAGAUUUAUAGACGAAUUGUGGUCUCAAAAUGCGCCGAUUGGAGAAUUACGGUGAAGCAUACUACUCUUAUAUAAGAGUAUUGUUAAACUAGUCUCUAGCAAUU
Molecule: messenger RNA, 2149 nt
Organism: Acromyrmex echinatior (Panamanian leafcutter ant)
Lineage: Eukaryota; Metazoa; Arthropoda; Insecta; Hymenoptera; Formicidae
Product: nicotinate phosphoribosyltransferase-like
Biological process (GO): NAD+ biosynthetic process via the salvage pathway
Cellular component (GO): cytosol
Molecular function (GO): nicotinate phosphoribosyltransferase activity
Source: RefSeq, a predicted model, not a curated record